UGUUGAGCAGUAGUGGCGUCCUAAACACCACACAGGGACAACCAACUGCGUCAGGACCCGGAGUGGGAGAGGAGCGCCUUCAGAUCACCGUCUUCCUAGCCGAGCCCUAGCCUGAAGCUGUCACAAGGAACCAUUAAGGAUGUGGAAGGACGAGGACGCCGAGGAGGGGGGCGUGUCCGCGGGGGUCGUCAGUCUCUUUGGCCCUGAGGACUCCGUGACCCCGAAGCAGAAGAGUGCCAAGGAGAAGAAAAACAGGGCGCAGAAGCGGCAGCGACAGAAGGACAAGACGACCAAGAAAGAGCCGAGAGCAAGACAGAAAGAUGAGGACACAAUGGACACCUUCCUUGGUUUAUUUGACCCAACACUGGAAGAUGAGACAACGGAUGACAUUGAUGAACUAAAUGGAAACAUUGUGGAAAAGAAUCAUGGGAAUACACAGUACAAGAAUUGUAAAAAUUCAUACUCUCUCCGAUCGGAGACUCUGGGAGGGGUGCGUAGAGGUCCAAGAGUUGCCAUAAUGCCCGACCAACUUCCCUCAGAGCCCCAGGAAGGGAACAUUGAAUACAAACUGAAGCUGGUCAACCCAAAUCACGAGAGAUUUAAGAGACUAGUAUCUCAGAUGCAAUGGCGACUACGCGAGGGCCUUGGAGAAGCUAUAUAUGAGAUAGGAGUAGAAGAUUCUGGGAUAUUAUUGGGUCUAACACAGGAGGAGCUUGAGGCAUCAAUGGCCACAUUACGUCGAAUGGCUAAACAGCUCGGAGCAUCACUAACAGUGAUACGUGAGAAAACAAUUUCAGGCCACAAUGGCGAGAUUCGCAAAGCAGCAGAAGUUCUAGUCAGAAAGGUACCUGAUGAUCAGUACAGCAUUGAACUGAGAAUUGCUGUUUUAGGCAAUUCUGAUGUAGGAAAGUCUACUUUACUUGGUGUUUUGACAAGAGGAGAAUUGGAUAAUGGUAGAGGGUGUGCGCGAUUAAAUGUUUUCCGUCAUAGGCAUGAAGUCUGCUCAGGCAAGACUUCUUCAAUAUCUUUACAAAUAAUGGGAUUUGACUCUCAGGGUAAUGUGAUAGAUCAGACAUGCACCAGGAGCAGGGACUAUGAUGAUGAGGAUAUCUGCAGUCAAUCCAUCAAGAUAAUAAAUUUUAUUGAUCUGGCUGGGGAUCAGAAGUACCUCAAGACCACAGUGUUUGGCCUUUCAGGAUACUCUCCACAUUAUGCUGUCUUAGUUGUAAGUGCUUUCUCUGGAAUGGCUCCCAUGACUGAGGAGCACUUGAGUCUCGCUCGUGCUUUGGAUGUUCCCAUUGUCAUUGUGAUAACCAAGACUGACAUGGCCACGCCACAACAGAUCCAGAGAACCAUCAAUGAUCUCAAGCAAACUUUAACUCAGCCUGGAUACAAACGGGUGCCUCUGUUAAUUCAAAAUGAAGAUGAUGCAAUAACAGCUGGAAGUAACCUAGCAAAUAUUUUCUGUGCCUCAAGCGUCACUGGUGACGGGCUUACUCUCCUCAAGAAAUUCCUUUUUGUGUUACCGCCAAGGAUGAGCAACAAAGAGAGGGAGAAACUGGAGCAGGAACCUGCAGAGUUCCAGAUUGAUGAGGUUUUCCAUGUAGACCAUAGUGUGAUUGUUGGAGGGCUGCUCACCAAGGGAGUCAUCAUGCAAGGAGCAACACUCCUUUUAGGACCAAUGGAUAAUUGUACCUUUGUACCUGUAACUGUUGGGUCAAUUCACCGAAACAAGGUGCCAUGCAGGGUUGUUUGUGCGGGACAGUCGGCAUCUCUUUCUAUUAAAGGACAAGAUCUUAGUUUACGGAAAGGCAUGAAAUUAAUGAGCAUUGAAGCAAGACCCAGAGCAUGUUUUUAUUUCCAGGUAAGAACACAAGUACUUCAUCAUUCAACAAGCAUAUGUCGUGGAUUCCAGGCAACAGUACACAUUGGUAAUGUACAACAGACAGCUGUUGUUGAAGGCAUUCUUGGUUCUCGAGGGUUACACACCAAUGAUCGUGGUUCUGUCAUUUUCCGCUUCCUUCGACAGCCUGAGGUUGUCCAGAAUGGAGCAAGAUUAUUAUUUAGACAAGGGAUGACAAAAGGUAUUGGGCAAGUAAUACAAGUGUUUGAGGAGGAACCAGAUAAUGUGAAUCUGUACAAUGGAUACGAGAAGCUAGGAAGCUAGUUUGGAGACUAAUUACUUAUUAUUAAGUUUGUAAACAGAUUUAGUAAACAUAACUUAAGGAAAAACAAUUUGAAAAUAUAGCUAGAGCCAAUGGUUAAUCAUAACCACAUAUUGUACCUUGUGAGAUAUUUUCCAUUCCUUAGAAUUUAAUAUAAAAAGAAAAAAAAAUGGAAAGGAUUAAUAUUGUAACCUCCCUUCUUCCUGCAAAUAUUUUUUGAGUCUUAACCCUUUGCUGUGGAAGCUGCCAAACAGGACUUUUACAAAUUUUGAUAUAUAUUUUAGUUUCUGUUUAAUAUUCU
Messenger RNA from Penaeus vannamei (Pacific white shrimp), 2466 nucleotides. The record is from RefSeq and is a predicted model, not a curated record. NCBI's taxonomy places the organism in Eukaryota, Metazoa, Arthropoda, Malacostraca, Decapoda, Penaeidae.